AUGAAGAUGGUGGUUUUGCACCUGUGUGUGGAAAGGCGGCGUCAUGUCAUAGAUUUAGGUUUCUACAAGGACGGUAUACGCGCAGCGCUCCCAGCUGUAGGUCUGGGAAGUCAGUUUUGGGAGGAUCCUAGUCAGGCUAUCUCCCAUGUAGAUUCCAAGUCGCCCGAGCGGCGGAAUCUACAGCCCGACGCGAUUCCAGCCCCGACAUCUCCACCAAUCGUCGGUAGCACCGAUUCGCAAGACGUGAGUUUCGAUGGGGCGCGGAGACCGUCAGCACACCUUUCGCCCUCGACACGGCAGCAGGAUUCCCACGACCUCAUCUGUGCCGACGAUCACCAAGGUAAGCUCCCUGAAUCAUUUGUUGACCACGCCCGUGCCUCCCGUGCCACAAGAUUUGCUCCGCACCUGGCCAUAUCAAUCCGUCUGUACGCCUUUCCCUUUGGCAUCUGUGGGCUAUCCGAUCUCCACUUCCGUUGGGUUGACCGCAGUACCCAGAUCAGCCUCGCCAGCUUAAUCCAGCUCAGCUCAAGGAAACAUUCGGUCGGAAUGAGCUGCCCCGCUGCCCUGGCGUCUUCUCAUGCCGAUCAGAAGGCAGCAGUAAGCGUACUAGGCACCUACAGCGACGAAAUCUAUUCGACUGUGGCGCGGCUAAACGCACGCGGACAACCAGUCCAACAAAGCGCUAAAUGGUGGACACCUCAAGAGGCUACUCGCAGGUUACGAGCACCAGAAUCUGGUGCUAGAGACAAUACGUUAUGGGGUUCAACAUACAUUUCGAACGGAUCGGAGCGGGUCGCACGUCGGAUUGAAUUGAUCAAGAGCAAGAAACCUCGAGCGGGCGUGAAGCUGAAGCGUGGCGACGUCAAAACGACUUUAGCCACCUUCACGGUCAUCCACGGGUGCCCUUUAUCCAACGCCUCGCUGCUUUUCAUCGGCGCACACCUCAAUAGGGUACGACUACACUGUCAGGUGAUGCACUGCUUAGCGUCUUAUGAAUCAAGCACAUUCUGGUACAUGGGGUACCGUAUUUCGGUCAUCUACACGAUCCCGAGCCGCACCUGA
Molecule: messenger RNA, 1062 nt
Organism: Phytophthora infestans T30-4
Lineage: Eukaryota; Oomycota; Peronosporomycetes; Peronosporales; Peronosporaceae
Exons: 5
Coding region: 1-1062 (353 amino acids)
Source: RefSeq, a predicted model, not a curated record